Messenger RNA from Arthroderma uncinatum, 1527 nucleotides. RefSeq lists its product as uncharacterized. The transcript is spliced from 7 exons. Lineage: Eukaryota; Fungi; Ascomycota; Eurotiomycetes; Onygenales; Arthrodermataceae. The coding region runs from base 1 to 1527 and encodes 508 amino acids. The record is from RefSeq and is a predicted model, not a curated record.
AUGCUGCCAGAUCUCCGUCCGUUUCAUCCCCACAGUGCUGCGGUACUGCUACUGUUUCUCACAUCGGUGGUGGGCGCAAUACCGCAUGGCGAUGGCCAUGGGUCGACGGAGAUGAGCGGGUUGAAGGAAACAGCAUCAACUAUGGCGGCUGCAGCGACAGCGAGCGCGGAAGCAAACGACACAGCCCAUCUUAUGAGUUAUUUCCGGUACCAGAAAUAUCCUGGGACGAUUCUGGCUCACAUUAUUUUGAUGGCGAUAGGAUGGGCUAUCGUCCUCCCAGUUGUCGCAGAGGUUGUUAUGGGCCUGCUCCUUGCCUUCUCUGGAAACAAGAAGUACGCAGAAAAUAAAAUAUAUGAGAGGACGGCAUUUCUCCCUGCCAACACAAGUUCGAAUGGAGCCAGGCCCUACGCCCAGGACGUCGGUCGUCAGCAUCGCUGGUCUGGAGACAGCGGCCAAGGCAGUGAAGUCAACAAUUUUUCCCCUCGCAGCCGCUGCAGCUCCUUCGAACACGAUAGGCAAGAUGGUGAAGACCUCGAAAUAGCUGAAGUUGAACUAAGAGAUAAGUCUGCCGGCCGUUGGAUGUAUCCUUUUGGAUCUUUGCACACAUAUUUGAUGGCCCAUUUUCCGCAGUUGGUUUCCCGGCGCGGCCUCGGUGUUUUGAGCGUGAUUCAUGUUAUAAUUGAGAGGACGAUCCUUAUCCUUGGAUUCUUCGCCCUUACUUCUGGCGCCGUGGUCUAUACAGGAAUAUUUCGAGGACAUCAAAUCUUCAACGGUCUUGCGCACUUCAUCAAGGGCGGAAUAUUCAUCUGGUAUGGGUUCCUGACCCUAGGACGCUGGGUUGGUUGUUUCGCAGAUUUCGGCUGGGCGUGGAAUGUGAAGCCAUCACGUGCCCUCGUAGGGGGGUGGAAAUCCAGAGUCCCAACGGCCGAAUUUACGGAAUCUUUUGUUAUAUUCCUUUAUGGCGCUAGUAACGUGUUUCUAGAGCAUCUUGGUGGAUGGGGAGGGCCAUGGACUGCUCACGACCUCGAGCAUGUCUCGAUAACCAUCAUGUUCUUUGGUGGAGGCUUGUGCGGAAUGCUUGCUGAAUCCCGGCGAAUGCGCGACUGGGUCAAUUUGACUGCCUUGGGACCGCCCCCUAUUUUCCUCGACAAGGAUUACCCUGCAAGUUCUGACGAUUGGAGGCCGCCGAGAUCCCAAGGGGUUUCCUUAAAUCCAAUGCCAGCCACGCAUGGUGUCAACCAUGGUGCACAAGCAGUGGGCUCAAUUCUCCCUUCUCGACCACCGUCAGAGCUGGUCACAUCUUUCUGCCUAAUUUCUGGCGGACUUAUCUUUAUGCUAAGUUCUUCAGAUAUUGUUGCCGCAAUGGAAUACUAUGACCUCAACGCGAUGAUUGUCUUCACCGUUGGAAUGGGUGCCACGGCCCUGGCCAUGGCCUGGGAAAUCGUGGUCAUAUCCCUGAAGGCGUGGGCAACGAAGAACUCGGCAAUUUCAUCCCCAAUGCGCCGGGAAUUUCAAUUUCCAGAAUAG